Messenger RNA from Trichoderma virens Gv29-8, 1500 nucleotides. RefSeq lists its product as uncharacterized. The record is from RefSeq and is a predicted model, not a curated record. Lineage: Eukaryota; Fungi; Ascomycota; Sordariomycetes; Hypocreales; Hypocreaceae. The annotation marks the transcript as partial. The transcript has 2 exons.
CAUGUGGCAUUGACACCUCAGACAGUCGCCGGAAACGACAAUACAUAUAAGGGACAGACUCAACCUUUUCCCCUGCCACCUUUAGGCUCUUCUUACCGUGGGUCCGAGUCCGACGAUUAUUUGUUCUGUCGAGCUAAAAGGUGCGCCUGCACGCCAGUCGAAUAUACUACGGCACACCUCGAAUGUUAUCAGAUAUUCCUCAGAGUCUGUCACUUGGGGAAAAUACAAAAGGAGCACGCGCUGCAAAAAUUAUGGAUCUCUACUGCGUGGAGGCUUCCAUGGAAAGAUGCAAUUUCUAUGCCUGCAUCCACUAUAGACAUACCAACAAAUCAAAAAAGUCUGCAGAUAAUCGGUCAACUGUUUGGAAUAACAUUCCUACACAGGCUUCCUCGAGAGUUACUGCUCACCAUCUGGGGGGAAUCUAAAACUUCCCUGUUCUGGAGAUGCAUGUCGAUCAUCCGGUUGGUAACUGAGUUUGAGACCAACAGUUCAGAGUUGCAAAUCAAGCCGUUAGAUCAGGUGGCUUCCUGGCACCGCAAUGGGAAAUUGGAGUGUGCGCCAGCAUCUACCGCGUACCCGUUUACUCAGCUUACGAUUGAUCAAGAAGGCAUCAAGGAGAUAGAGAGGCUCCGUUGCAAGCCUCAGUAUACAGGAGAUACCUGUAAUCAUUCCACUUUCAUUGUUGAAGAGGGGUUGUCGUUUCAUGGGAUCGAAGCACACAUCCAGGAUGGAAGACUGCGUCUACGUAAGACACAAAUCCAGCCUAACUACCCUUAUAUAUGGAACACUCCAGCUCCGCCUCGCCUCUCCUUGUGUAGAGGUUCAAUGUCUCACUCACUUCCUUCAUGGCGGCUCCAGGCUGUGAAUACACAGAAAAUCGCAGGAAUCACCUUCUUCUUCAUUCAGGAUAGGUUGUAUGACAUUUACAUUCACGACUCGGACAAAUCAAGUGCAAACGAUCUAUAUGAGCAGCUGCCGCCUGACAUACGUAGAGACGCUAUCUGGAUAUACUUGCCAAUAGGAACUGCAGACAGGAUGCUUGUUUUGGGGACUCGCUUUAUUUCUAUGAGCGAGUACAACGUUCUCGUUCGGAUGGAAAAAGCUGGAGAUGUUGUCAUUGGAAGAAACUGCUUCUUUAGUGAAGCUGACUUUCACCCCGAGUUGUUAUGGCCUGGUGACUGGCCCAGCUCUCGCCCGGACCAAUGCCUAAGCGGAGAUGGCCCGGUAACCUUGCUUUAUGGUAAACGGGUACGAGGAUUUUUUGAGAUUCCAUUGUUGGGUGCAUAUUGCGAAUCGGGCACUUGGACUCUUCCAGAGCCAUUUAUGCUCGAGAAGCCUACGCCUGAGCGGUUUGAUCGUAUCGGCUACUACUCUCGAACGCCUUUAGACCAAAUUGCGGAAUCCUCGGUCUAUUAUGUACCAGGCUCUGGUCGUUGUAGAGGCAUUCUUCUGCGAUAUAAGAACGGCGGGUGUAGAGCUGUCGGGCAAUGCCGCGUAAAC